AUGGCCAGAGACUCGCGCGACUCGCUGCACCAGCUGCACCUCACCGCCUCGCACUCGCACUCGCUGACCACCUUCGACGACCUCACCGCCCCGCCUGCCCCGGCGGCUGCGGGCGAGCCCAAGGGCAUCGAGCUGGUCCAGGGCGGCCUGAGCGGUCUGUACAGCCGCAUCAGAGCCUCGGUCGGCGGGGCCAAAGACGACGACAGCCUCUCCUCCUCGGGCUCCAGGCACCGCGCCAGCUCGAGGCCCAGCAUCCUUGGCCGCAGUCCGGGAGGCACCGCCGUCUCGUCCCCCGUCGUCGUCUCUGUGCCCUCGUCCAGACUGCACUCGCCCUCGACCGCAGCCUUCCCCGACCUGCCACCCCCGCCCUCGCGCGACUCGACCGUCUCCAACGCCACCAUCACAAGCAGACUCUCGCUGAACGGCUCCAAGUCCUCACUGCAGCCCAUUCGCUCUCGACCCUCCCCAGCCCCAAACACCGAACCCAGCAGGCCGCUGCGAGAGGACGACUCUUUUGCGCACAGCCCAGUCAGUACCCACUCGCGCGUACAGAGCGCCUCCUCGGCCUUCGACCUCCCCAAGAAUGGUUCUGUCAAAGACUUUGCGCCCGGCGCCGCGAGCUCACGCUCACCACGCUUUGCGCCCGUCCGCGAUGAAGGACUGCGCCGCAAACGAAGCCACAUGGAACAGGAAGCGCAAGACAGCGACGACACCGAAGACGGCAUUGUCGUCGUGCACGGCGACAAGCCUAUAGAUACCAGUGGCUUCACCUUCCCCCCGGACGCCGCUCGCGACAGCCCGCGUUUUCCACCAGAUGGCCAAUAUCAGUCGAGUCGCCCAACAGGCAGCAAAGCCAACGAUCCAUCUGACAACGGCUCUGAAGACACAGAGAAGCCAUACAUCACUGUCAACACCCGCAACCCUAUGAUUGCACCGGAGCCACAGCGUCCGCCGUUGCUCAAAGUGGGCCCUUCACAUCUACCAGGCUUCCAAACCUCGAGGACAUCCUCUUCUGAUGGCAUCAGCUCCGUCAUUACAACCUCGACUAUGCGUGCCCCUACAGUGCCUCCCAUCAAAGAAAUUCAGCGGCAGGCCCACGCCAACCCUGCGGUCAGCACGCUACCCCGCAGUGCCUUCACACAAAUGCGUAGGAAGAUACUGGACAGGGAGUUCUGGAUGAGAGACGAGAACGCAAAAGAUUGCUUCAACUGUGGAGACGCAUUCACAACAUUCCGCAGAAAGCACCACUGCCGUACCUGUGGACAGAUCUUCGACUCCAAGUGCACCUCUAUAGUUUCAGGCAAGCUCUUUGGACAGCCGGGCAACCUCCGCGUCUGCAAGCCUUGUGAAAACAUCAUUUAUGGCCACGACGAUGACUCCUCCGACUACACCGAUGAAGGAGAACAAGCAUCCAUUUACGAUCACAGUAAUCAAGCUGACGAUUUCGACGACGACGAUAUUCACCAUCCGCAACAUGACCACACCAAAAUUGGCACGCCGACAAUCAGUAUACCCAUGUCUCGAAAGACUGGCAGCGAGAAGAAGCGCCGCUCACAUGUCAUCGAAGUGGGUGCUCAGACACUCGCUCGGCCGAGUUCGUCACGCUCGUUGCGGUCACUCGGUGGGAGACCACGCUCUUCAAGUCACAAACGCCACCACUCCAAACACCAACACAUGCGUCACACCAAACACGACGACCGUGCACCAUUCCAUCAGUACCUUCACGAAAACCCUCGCACCCAGCCGAAUUUGCCUGCUUUCCACCAUGACAACAUCAUUGAUCCUGACCUUGCACCCUUCAUGUCAGACGAUGGUUCUAGCGAGGAAGAGCAUCCAAGCCUUUUUGCGGCUCUGAAUGCAGAAAAUCCCACAGGCACGGGUCUCGAGGGCGACAAAGGUGGAUUCGGCGGGUUUCUGGCGGCAGUGAGGAAGGGAAAGUCGCGCGCAGGAGAGAAAAAUGGACCUGCUCGAGAUAGCGACAAUAUCAGCAUUGCAAGCAGACAUGGUGCACGGCCAGUGAGACGACGGAACUUGAGUGUCAGCAGCAUAUCGCAUCGACCCUCACCACGCCGCGCCAAGAGCAACACCUUGCUAAGGCCCUUCACAGCAGGGUUUGGUGCAGGCGGCUUAGCGUCGCAGUCCGGCACCCCACAACUUCGACCAUCUCCCUCUCCAACACCGUCGGGCACGAAGGUUACAAGGAGUGCUUCGAUGCAAGGUGGAAUCUUCCCCAAAGUCGAGUUGAACAAGGCCAGCCUGGACCAUGCUCGCAAACUUCUUACGCAAAUGCUGCGUGACGCGGGUGUUGCGCAUGUGUCGAGCUGGGAGAAAGCACUCAUUCCUAUUCUGCGGCAAUGCACAGACGACGUCAAUCCAGAUGUGGACAGAGGCGAUGACAUAGAUGUUCGGAACUACAUCAAGCUGAAGAAAAUUCCAGGUGGGAGGCCGCGCGACACAGCGUACGUAUCAGGCGUGGUAUUUACCAAGAACGUCGCUCUUCGGAGUAUGCCACGCAACAUAAUCAACCCAAGAAUCAUCAUUAUCACAUUCGCGAUCGAAUAUGCACGACACCAGACACAUUUCAUGAGUUUGGAGCCUGUCAUUGCCCAGGAGCGAGAGUAUCUCCGAAAUCUAGUCAGCCGCAUUGCCGCUCUACGACCACAUGUUCUACUGGUUCAGCGCAACGUUUCCGGCCUCGCCCUGGAGUUCCUUGAUCAAGAGGGCAUUGCUGUGGUUUACAACGUCAAACCUACGGUAUUGAACGCCGUUGCGAGAUGUACACAGUCACGAAUGAUAUCCUCCGUCGAUAAGCUUGCCAUAGAUCCGUCCCACCUAGGACAUUGCGGCAGUUUUGAUGUCCGAACUUAUGUGCACAAGAACACGAAAAAGACAUACAUUUACCUCUCUGGAUGCCAAAAGGAUCUCGGGUGCACUAUCAUCCUGCGAGGCGCCGAGAACCAUGACCUGGUCAAGCUGAAGCGCGUCACGGAGUUUAUGAGUUACGUGGUGUACAAUCUUCGCCUUGAGACCUGCCUCAUGCGAGAUGAGUUGGUCGACACGCCAACAGAAUCGGUCGUUGAUCCUCAUGCCUUUGGCGACGGCGAGCAUACGCAAAACAUCAACGAAGCAAUAGCCAGCGCAGCUGGGAUUGAAGUAAACUCCGACGAUAACCAAUCAGCUGGAGAUGCAGCGCCAUCCUAUUAUAGUGAUCUAGUGGAGAACCACCGCACAAAGGUGCUUUCUUCAUCGCCGUUCGUCAAGUUUAUGCAGCCAUAUCUCCUGGAACAAGCUCGCCAGUACGAGAGGAAGCUCGGUCACCUCAGAAAGCUGAAAAACCAAUACACCACAGACUCAGACGAAGAGGAAGAAAAGUCCCACCAGAAGUUCGAACUCGUACAGCCAGAAAUGGUGCACGUUGUGGUCGAGCGAGCUUCGAAGCAGGUCCGUGAGUUUCUGUCUGCUGUGCAUGCAUCCGAAUAUGACAAAGCCCUUCACAAUUACGAGACACAGAAGCGACAAUGGGAGGCGUAUCUGUCCGGAAACACAGAUCUAUAUGAUCCAUUCAAUCAUCAGAAGAUCGCAGUCUUAUACAGCGUGGUCAACACUACCACCUCGACGCCUUGCAUUGGUCCCGAAAUCAUCGCCCUUGGAUUCUACCAGGAACACGACUACGACGACGGCUUCACACCUGACUGUACACUUGGUCAGUACGUUGAGGAUCUCUGCACGUCAGCGGGCGUUGUCUGCGAAGUCGACGGAUGCAACCGACGAAUGGUAGAUCACUCACGCCAGUAUGUGCACGGAGAAGGACAAAUGACAGUCGUCGUUCAGAAGCAUUCUCCAAAGCUGAAGGGGCUAUAUCAAGCGAUCUUGAUGUGGAGCGUCUGCAGAAAAUGCGGGAAAGAAACGCAGCCGAUUCCCAUGUCCGAGUGGACUUGGAAGUACUCCUUCGCAAAAUAUCUCGAGUUGACUUUCUGGAGCACGCAACUACAUCCUCGCACGAACGGUUGCCCUCACGAUAUACACAAAGACCACGUGCGCUAUUUCGGCCACAACAACGUUGCACUUCGCAUCCAAUACGACGCCGUGCCAAUGUACGAGGUGAUAGUCCCGAGGCCAAACGUUACCUGGAAGGUGGAUAGUGAUUUGAGGCUGAAGAACGAGCAAUUCUUAAGGAUCGAAGAACGACUAGACUGCUUUAUGGCUUCGGUACGCGCCCGCAUCAGGAGUAUUCAUGUAGAGAGCGUCAUUCCCGAGAAGGUUGAAGCGUGCAAAGCAGAAGUUGAGCAUUUGAUCAUGCGCGCAAACGACGAACACGAAUACCUGAGACAUAAACUCCAAGACAAGUACAUGAACUCAAAGUAUUACGAAAUUAUCCCGCUCAACCGCGCCAUUCGCGCCAUCCAGGAGAAGGCUAUCGCAUGGGACGAGACCUUCAUGGACUUUGAGCAAGUGUUCUUCCCCUCCGAGAAGGAUAUUCGAAGGCUGGCCACUUUACAACUGAAGAAACUGUUCCUUGAGCGGGACGAAUCUAGCACAUCGUUGACCUCUGUUGACGAAGGCGUAGAGUCUGGUGAAGACGAACCUGCAUAUGACGAUAAGGAUGAUUCGUUGGCGCUGACACCAAUGCCGUCGAAUAUGUCCCCUGAGAAGGCUACGGAUAUGUUGACCUCCGUUGUGAAGGAGGAUGGAGACUUACCAGCCGACGCGGAUGCCACUCCUCUGGCAGAACGGCCGUCGACACCCAUCAAAUCGAUUUCUGACUUGCCUAUCCAAACACCACGCGAAGCGGUGGAGCGAGAAGAUGUGCGUCACCUGGACCUUGCAAUCUCAUCAGACUUUCCAGGUGUUUCAGUCAAGGACGACCCGCCCCCUCAAACGCCGACCUUGUCCCCUGAUGGAGGUCAUUUUGAGCCAGGUUCACCUACACCAACGAGCCAUCCAAAAAUCAACCCAAUUGACAAGUCCUUGGCGGAUGCCAUCGAAAACAUGCAGGCUUCACCUUCGCCAUCACCAGCGCCGCACAUGACACUAGAGAGCAAAAUCCCACGCUUAGUGGACACCAUACGGCGGGAAACGCCGGCAAGGCCUGCUGUACUGGCUCGAACUCAGUCGCAACCUGGCAAUAUCCCGAAACACCCAUCAAUACUUCCACCUACAGUACCACAAAAGCCAGAUGUUUUCCGACCAACGUUCAAUGAUUCACAGAAAGCUUUGGAGCGCAUGACUGAGCGACUGCGUCUUGGCAUCUCAAAACAGUCCAGGUCCACGUCGAGAAUACCACGCUCUGUGCCGUUCAAGACUCAGUCGUCCAAAGUGUCUAAAUUGGCCGAACACUUCGAGCAACUAUCGCGCGAGUUUCAAAAGGAACGCACACGUGAACGCUGGCGUGCAAGGGAUCGACAAGUCCGCGCUUAUCCUCUUGCGUCAUCUAAGCCAAUCGUCGAGGUCUACAAGGAUGUUCACGAAGCGGUGCAAGAAAACAACGCUUCCGACGAAGAUGUGCAAAUUGAAUCACCGCACCGCACAAGCGUUGACAAUAGCACGCUUGACGAUAGUACCGUCACAGAAACGACAGGCGCUAUUACUGCCCCACAAUCGCCGGUUGAUGAGCGGCAUGGCAGGGAAUUGGCCGGCCAUCAUACUGAUGGCGAAGAAUCUCCCAAAGCCGACAGCCACCCUUCUUCUGACGCGGAGAACGAUGUUAGUGAUGUGGAGAUCGCUCCUGAGGAUGUCCCACUUCCGGAUAGCAUUUCGAGUUCUCAGCUUCUCAACAUGAGCGAUUCGCAGCUGGAAAGCUCCUUAGAGCUUCCAAAGCACGAGAAGACCACACUACUGAAGAUGCUUACCAACUUCUGGUCGGAGCGUUCUGCAAGUGGAUGGGCACCGCUCGAUUAUCCUUUUGCACAGAUCGAACACGUUUGGGAAGACUCCGACAUCAUCGUUCGCGAGGACGAGCCUAGUUCCAUUAUUGCUUUAGCUCUGUCUAGCCCUGACUACCUGGCCAAGCUACAGUCUUUCCGUGGUGACCCAUCUGGUCUGGACAUGGAGUCCAUGGAAGGGUCAAUCGAGCGCAACUUGCUGCAUGAUAAGAAUACCAACAUCCGCUAUGGGUUCACCAAUCGUGGUGUCAAAGCACAGUGCAAGAUCUUCUACGCGCAAUCUUUCGAUGCUCUUCGCCGAAAAUGCGGUGUCGCGGACCGUUUUGUGGAGUCCCUCUCACGAUGUUCGAAAUAUGAGUCGAAAGGCGGCAAGUCUAAAUCCAUCUUUCUCAAAACCCUCGACGAUCGGUUCAUCCUGAAAUCACUCUCUCCCAUCGAAGUGCAAGCCUUUUUCCGCUUCGCCCCCAACUACUUUGCUUUCACGCACCAGAACCUUUUCCGCCAGCUUCCAUCAGUCAUUGCCAAAAUGUUUGGCCUCUUCCAAGUCCAAAUCAAAACACCAACGGGCCGUGACUUCGACUGGUUUAUGCUAGUCAUGGAAAAUCUGUUCUACGACCGCGAACCGAACCGACGCUACGAUCUUAAAGGUAGCAUGCGCAAUCGCAAGAUCCAGUCUACGGGCGAGCGCGACGAAGUCCUCCUUGACGAGAACCUCGUCGACAUCAUCUACUCUGAGACACCCAUAUUCGUACGCGAACAUACCAAGAAACUGCUUAAAGCAAGUGUCUGGAAUGACACGCUCUUCCUCUCUCAGAAUAAUGUUAUGGACUACUCGCUCAUGGCGGGCUUUGACGACACAGGGCGAGAAAUCAUUGUUGGUAUCAUCGAUUGCAUCCGCACAUACACUUGGGAUAAGAAACUUGAGUCGUGGAUCAAGGACCGUGGGAAGAACAAGCCGACCAUCACGAGUCCAAAGGAUUAUCGUAACCGUUUCAGGAUCGCUAUGGAGAAGUAUAUCCUUCAGGCUCCCAACUGCUGGCACCAAUUUUCAGGCAGAAUGGCAGCAGGCGGGGAUCGGAGGAGGUUGGUUCUCGAAGGCACGAGUAUGGGUACGAGUGUGGAGGGGCAUAGAAGGAAUGUCAGCAGUGGAAGUACUAUAGGUGGGGGACAUAGCAGAGGAGGAAGCCUGACCCAGCGGGGCAUGAUGGAAAGUUUGGAAAACAUGGGAGAUGAAGUCUCGAGGGCGGAGGCAGGGAAGAUCAAGUAG
This is a messenger RNA of Ascochyta rabiei, 7149 nucleotides long. Its product is annotated as 1-phosphatidylinositol-3-phosphate 5-kinase. Gene Ontology annotation, biological process: phosphatidylinositol phosphate biosynthetic process. The record is from RefSeq and is a predicted model, not a curated record. The coding region runs from base 1 to 7149 and encodes 2382 amino acids. The transcript has a single exon. Gene Ontology annotation, cellular component: endosome membrane; fungal-type vacuole membrane. Gene Ontology annotation, molecular function: 1-phosphatidylinositol-3-phosphate 5-kinase activity; ATP binding; metal ion binding. NCBI's taxonomy places the organism in Eukaryota, Fungi, Ascomycota, Dothideomycetes, Pleosporales, Didymellaceae.